AUGGAAGUCGAAUCCGAUGAUCGGGUCGAGUACCAGCCGGCCACCGCGCCGCCGCCAACUCGGACCGUGGCCUCCCGCCCAAUGUCGGCGCACCAGCCCUACAACCAACGCCGGCAGGGACCACAAAAGCAAAACCACGCGGACCGGCCCAUUUCCGCGAAACCGAACCUGCAGGAGAACAAGGCCUCCGCGUCCUCUGCUCAGAUCCUGGAUGGCUCAUCUUCGUCCCCGAACCGAUACAGGACCAGUCCGGACAGAAAUUAUUUCGCGGCAGGUGCUGGUUCCGGUGUCGGCGCUUAUCAGCAGCAAGUACCAAUGCCGACGAACAUGGCAAAACCGCUUUUCUCCUACAACACCGCCGCGUCGUCCUCAACUGCCCGCGGAAUGAUGACUCACCAGCAACAGCAAGUGCAAGAGAUGAGAAAAACUUCUCGUACCUACGGGUCCGGUAGCGCAGCCGCGGCGCAGCACGCGCAGCGAGUGAACGGCUCGUUCGCGGACCACCUUCAGGCUGUGUCGAUGAAGGAGCCGGAAGCGCCCCUCGCACCAUCGGUGUCUUCGCAAAGAACGAGGCCUGGGGUAGGGAGUCAAAAGCAAAGCAAUGAAAAGGGAAGGAGCGUAAGUGGUCGAGAACCCACAGGCAAGGAAACGAUUCCGCAGUCCAAUACAGCCGGUCCUCGUGGCAAGCAGCACCAGCAGCCGAACUUCCGGCAGGUGGAGCAGAAUCUUUCGAGCCCGAAUAAGCAGUUUUUCUUCUCUCCCGACACCUUCCCCUCGGUCAGAACAGGCGGACACGUGCAACCGGCGCGCCGGGAACCGGAUCCGACGACGAGCAACCUGAUUUUCUAUCACGACGAACCGGAGGACGACGUGUUUUUCGAUCCGGCGAUGGAGCCGCAGGAGCCCGAUCCCGGUCGCGCAGCGAAGAAAUCCAGUAAAACUUUCCGCUACAAGUUUGGUCCAGCCUCGACCGUGUACGGGAAGGACCGAACGCUGAACUACACAACGCACUUGACCGACAUCGCGCACUACCGGCCCUACUCUGCGCAGCCGGUGGUCGAGGCCAAGCCGGUUUCCCGGCCGGUCAGCGCGUCCGGGUACGAAGACGGAGGCAUGGACGUGUUUAUGGAGGAAGAGCCCGCGCCGCACGGCCACUUCGCGCACCGCCUGGACCCGGACCGCCCACGCGCCCAGUCAGAAGACGCGUAUGGCUCCGGCGGUGCAGUACCGGGUUCCCUGCAAGUAAGAAUGCAAGCAGACCGCGCGUAUUCCGAUUUGCCGCCGGAAACGAACGUGUUCCUUGAGCCCGCCGGGAUAGCCGCGAAAGCGGUAAAGGAACCGAACGAAACGGGCGUCCAGAUGGUCCGGCCGCCGAGCGCAAUGGCUACUGCUGUAGCUGCUCCGGCGAAACCCGAUGCAGCGAAACCACCGAAGCCGGCGAGCAAGCAGCGCCAGAUUGUGUUUUCGGACAAAACCGCGAGUAGCUCGGCAUCCAACGCUGCGCAGCCACCAUCCAACGCCGCUGCGUCUUCAGGCUACGGGUUAGGGAGCCAGCGGGUGGGCAUCCAGGACAUCUUGGCGCAGCCGGAAGUGCAGCAGAACGUGCCCCAGGUGCGGAAACCGCCGGUCGGCAAGUUUGAUAAGGCUCCCCCGGGCGGGGACCCGCAGAACCCCUCGGUGCUUGCCAUCCGACCCAGCAGCGCACGACCGCCACCGCCAAACCCCAAGAUGGAGAUCAAGUUGCCUCCCACGCCGUUCCACCAAGCGGUAUUGAGUUUUCCCUGGAUUACUGAUAUGGAUAUUGCAUAAACAAGAACUGUCGAGGAAGAGGAGGAGCACUCCGACGCACAUAAAACGCAAAAAGUGACUGAAUUUCAUACUCAGGCGAAGCAACUGGGCCCUCAGUGGACGAAGCUGAGCCGGCUUUAUUCCGCACCUCCUAAACGUCCACCACCAGCCUUGGAUCCAGGCGCACCGCUGGAGCGCGUCAUCCCAGAGCCGGAAUUCGAAACGCGCAUGCCUGUGAACAAACGUACUGAAACUGUUAUGGGUAAAAUCAUUCUAUGGUGAUUGCAUUGGAAGAAGGGUCGGCUCAUGUGAAUCGUCGUGUGCAAGUGCACUUGCACAGAGCAAAGCGCCCACUUAGUACUUAUGAAGAGAACAAAAGAGAAUCAUGAACCACGACAGGUAAACUCGUGGAGCUGCAACAAGCGGCACUAGCCGGGGACCGCAGGCUUGUCAAAGCCUACUGUAUCACAAACAAAAAGUAUCUCCACUGCACAGACGAUGACGGCUUCACGCCACUGUAUUUUUUGCUGCGAUAAUAUUUUCAUCCGAGAUGAUGUAGUUGACGUAGUUGUUCCGAGAGCAAAUUGUUCAUCCCUCAAAAAACCUUCUCAGCAUCCUCUGUCACGCAAAUACAGGCACUACGCGGCCAUCGGUGGAAGCGGCGAGUGUUUUAUCAAAUGUAAAAAUGUCUGGGUCUGGAAGGGUUGGAACUUGUGAUGCAAACUCUGGAACACACAAAAAAUUGUGUUGCAUGACCGCCAAAAGCUGUCCAUUUCUUGGCACGCAAGUAGGAAGUUUCUCAUGCGGGACAGGCAUCAUGAGGCGUGCUCAACACCUGUGAAGCUUUUGCCUGCAUCAGACGCCAUUUGCGUGAUCCGAAAUAUGCAUGACAAAUCUCGCAAUCUUCCAGACCCAGACAUUUUUACAUUUGAUAUGUUUCCGGCAGAUGCUGUACGCGGGGGCGGACCCCGAGCACUUCGGCCGGGGUCGGUGGACGGCCGCGCACGCCGCGGCGGCGAACGAGCAGACGCACGUGUUGCAGGUGAUCAAGGAAGAGUGUCCGGAAAUGUUUUCCUUCACGGACGACAAGGGGUGGACACCGCUCGAGUGGCUCCGGGUGGUGGUGGCAAAGACUUCCAAGGGUCCGACCGUUGGGAAAACCCAGUCUGCGCGGAACCGCAAGUCCUUGCUGCAGCCGGAGGUGCGGGAGGUCUCCAGAUUCCACCACCCGCUCGCGCAUCGGGACGAAAAAAUCAUGAUGAGCAGAAGUGCACGGCAGGGGAAGAGCGCAAGGCCAGGGAUUGGCGAGUGGCAGAGAUAA
Molecule: messenger RNA, 3109 nt
Organism: Amoebophrya sp. A120
Lineage: Eukaryota; Dinophyceae; Syndiniales; Amoebophryaceae
Source: the annotation of a GenBank genome assembly